AGCGAUGAAACACGUGCAUGUAAACGCGGAACAAGAAACAAUAAAAGCCACACUUUGAAGCUAUAAACACUGUGACCCGAUCAAACACUAUUUCACACUCUCCCACCUUUUCAUCUUCCUCUGUUCUGUCUUACAUCAUAUUUGAUCCUUGUGUAAUUUAGCUGAAUUUCAAGAUAUAAAAAAUGGGUAGCCCAGAGAAGAAAGUGAAUAGUGGAUUCUUGUCAGCUAUGAGCUCUAGUUUCUCAAGAUUGGGGAUUGCUAUGGGGAGAUCUGUUAAUGGGUUACUUGGAUAUGAAGGGGUGGAGGUUAUAAAUCCAGAAGGUGGCAAAGAAGAUGCAGAAGAGGAAGCCCGUAGAGGAAGAUGGAAGGACGAGGAACGUGACAGUUAUUGGAAGAUGAUGCAAAACUAUAUUGGAUCUGAUAUAACAUCGAUGGUCACUCUUCCUGUCAUGAUAUUUGAGCCAAUGACCAUGCUUCAGAAAAUGGCAGAGUUGAUGGAAUACUCUCAUCUCUUAGACCAAGCAGAUGAAUGUGAAGAUCCAUACAUGCGAUUGGUUUAUGCAUCAUCAUGGGCGAUUUCUGUAUACUUUGCUUACCAACGCACCUGGAAGCCCUUUAAUCCUAUUCUUGGAGAGACUUAUGAAAUGGUCAAUCACAAUGACAUUACAUUCAUUGCUGAGCAGGUGUGUCAUCAUCCUCCAAUGAGCGCAGGCCAUGCUGAAAAUAAGCAUUUUACAUAUGAUAUAACAUCGAAAUUAAAGACAAAGCUGUUAGGGAAUUCUGUGGAUGUGUAUCCCCUUGGAAGGACGCGUGUAUCACUUAAAAGAGAUGGUGUAAUUCUUGAUUUAGUUCCACCUCCUACUAAAGUUAACAAUCUGAUAUUUGGACGAACAUGGAUAGAUUCACCAGGAGAGAUGGUAAUGACAAAUAUGACUACUGGAGACAAAGUUGUGCUCUAUUUUCAACCUUGUGGCUGGUUUGGUGCUGGUCGAUAUGAAGUUGAUGGUUAUGUAUAUAAUGCUGCCGAAGAACCUAAGAUACUAAUGACUGGUAAAUAUAAUGAAUCCAUGAGUUAUCAACCAUGUGAUAUGGAAGGGGAACCACUUCCAGAAACAGAACUAAAAGAGGUCUGGAGAGUAGCAGACGUCCCUACUGAAGACAAAUUCGGCUAUACAUACUUUGCACAUAAAAUGAAUAGCUUCGAAACAGCCCCUAAAAGGUUUUUGGCUUCAGAUUCCCGCAUACGUCCUGAUAGAUAUGCCCUUGAAAAGGGUGAUCUUUCUAAAGCUGGUGCAGAAAAGAGCAGUUUAGAGGAGAAGCAGAGGGCUGAAAAAAGGAUGAGAGAAGCAAAAGGCGAGAAGUUUAGGACAAGAUGGUUUGAUCAAACUGAUGAAUUAGCGCAAACACCUUGGGGAGACUUGGAAGUGUAUCAGUAUAAUGGUAAAUACACUGAACAUCGAGCAGCUGUAGAUAGUUCGGAUAGCCAUGUUCCUGAGGAUGUCACAUCAAUAGAGUUCAACCCAUGGCAGUAUGGAAAUUUGGCUAAAGAAUGACAUUGACAUAUCCCAGGGUGUGAUUAGAUACUUUAUGCUUGAUGUUUUUUAUGAAAUUUUCUUUGUAGCACCUACUAAUUGUACAUACUUAGAGUAAUGUGUUCUGUUACCCCAGUGGCCCAGUUAAAAUAGGAAAUUAACAGUGAUAGUGUUGCAGCCCAGUUUUUGGUCUCAAUUAAUGUGGUUAGACUUAUUCUUUUA
Messenger RNA from Daucus carota subsp. sativus, 1754 nucleotides. RefSeq names its product oxysterol-binding protein-related protein 3C. The coding region runs from base 183 to 1553 and encodes 456 amino acids. Gene Ontology annotation, molecular function: sterol binding. Gene Ontology annotation, cellular component: intracellular membrane-bounded organelle; membrane; cytosol. The transcript has 10 exons. The record is from RefSeq and is a predicted model, not a curated record. NCBI's taxonomy places the organism in Eukaryota, Viridiplantae, Streptophyta, Magnoliopsida, Apiales, Apiaceae.